AUGCCACCGUUAUCUAAUUCUACCAAUACAUACGAAAGUAAGUCCUUAAGAUCAAAAUUUGAUAUGAAACAUGAUGUAAAGAUAGAUCAUGAAGAUCCUCUUAGAAAUGUCAGUAGAAGGCUAAAUAUGACAUUGAAGGACUUUGAAAUUGGGAAGAAAUUGGGAAAAGGUAAACUUGGGAAAGUUUAUUGUGUCAAACAUAUCAAAACUGGUUUCAUAUGUGCAUUAAAAGUCAUGAACAAACAAGAUCUUAUCAAAUUCAAAUUAGAAAGAAAUCUCCGAAGGGAAAUAGAGCUUCAAAUGAAUUUAAAUCACCCCAACAUCAUCAAACUAUUUGGUUAUUUCUACGAUAAGAAGAAUAUCUAUUUAAUCAUAGAAUUUUCCAUUAAAGGGGAGUUAUAUUGUCAUUUGAAACUUCAAAAAAGAUUCAACAAUUCCAUUGCAUCAUAUUAUAUAUAUCAGUUAACCAAUGCCUUGGUUUAUUUGCAUUCCAAACAUAUUGUUCAUAGAGAUAUCAAACCCGAAAACAUCCUUCUAGAUUUGAAUCAUACAAUCAAAUUAUCAGAUUUUGGAUGGUCAAUACUUAUAAAUGAUAAUGAUAAGAGAAAAACAAUGUGUGGAACAUUAGAUUAUUUACCUCCUGAAAUGGUAGAAAAUAAACACCAUGACGCUAGUGUGGAUAUUUGGGCCAUUGGAGUUCUUAUUUAUGAAUUUUUAACAGGUAAACCACCAUUCGAACAUUAUGAUAAAAAUAUAACUUUCAAAAAAAUAGCUUCGGUUGAUUUGAAAUUCCCUAGCUUUGUCAAUGAUGAUGCCAAAGAUUUGGUUACUAAACUACUUCAGAAAAACCCUAAUGAAAGGUUAUCAUUGCAUGAUGUUUUGAAUCAUCCAUGGUUAGUGAACAAUAAAAAAUCAUGGCCAGUUUAA
Messenger RNA from Yamadazyma jaroonii, 927 nucleotides. The record is from the annotation of a GenBank genome assembly. NCBI's taxonomy places the organism in Eukaryota, Fungi, Ascomycota, Pichiomycetes, Serinales, Debaryomycetaceae.